This is a messenger RNA of Mangifera indica (mango), 730 nucleotides long. RefSeq names its product heavy metal-associated isoprenylated plant protein 39-like. Bases 184 to 558 code for a protein of 124 amino acids. The transcript has 3 exons. NCBI's taxonomy places the organism in Eukaryota, Viridiplantae, Streptophyta, Magnoliopsida, Sapindales, Anacardiaceae. Gene Ontology annotation, molecular function: metal ion binding. The record is from RefSeq and is a predicted model, not a curated record.
AUAAGCCCUGCUUGGUUCAUUUCACCAGAGUGCAUUACGCUUCUCUAAGCGGUUCGCCUCGACUUCCUCUUCUUGUUCUUCCAAUUCCAUUACUUUUAUCAUUGUGCACUUUCAGAAUUCGGGUUCUGAUUUGCAACUUUGUUUUACAAUUUUUCUCAUCUCGGAUCUCUCAAGACCAUAGUAAUGAAGAAAGCAGUGUUGAAACUGGACUUUCAGGAUGACAAACUCAAGAAAAAAGCCAUGAAGACGGUCUCUGGCCUUCCAGGGGUUGAAUCAAUCGCCAUGGAUAUGAAGGACAAGAAAUUGACAGUGAUUGGAGACAUUGAUCCAGUGAGUAUAGUGAGCAAACUGAGGAAGCUUUGUCACACUGACAUAGUAUCAGUUGGACCAGCAAAAGAGCCGGAGAAGAAGAAGGCAGACGAUAAGAAAAAAGAUGAGGCUAAAAAAGACGAUGUAGCUGAGCUUGUUAAGGCCUACAAGGCCUAUAAUCCGUCUUUGACCACACAUUAUUAUGUUAGAAGUGCAGAGGAAGAUCCAAACUCCUGUGUCAUCUGCUAAAUUUUUAGUCUUUGGAAUCUAUAAUAAGAGGAAAUCUUAAAUUUUCUUCUUAAAAAAUCAGAUUAUGCAGAGCCUGUGAGGCUCAUAUGUACAUUAGACUGAUGGGUUGUUCUUCUCUUAUGUUUUGUUGGGUGGAUUUGGUAUUAAUGAAUCAGAAUUUUCUUGGCGACCA